Molecule: messenger RNA, 438 nt
Organism: Blepharisma stoltei
Lineage: Eukaryota; Ciliophora; Heterotrichea; Heterotrichida; Blepharismidae
Source: the annotation of a GenBank genome assembly
AUGGAAAAACCUAGAAAACGACCAUUUCAACUGGAUGGGCCUUUGCACAUGACAAAACUUCCAGAAUAUAAUGGUCUAAAAGAUCCAAAUUUAGGACACUUUUUUGCAUCCCCUCAGAGGUUUAAAACGUUGGUUAAGCAAAACCUUGUAAAAUUAAUAUAGAUCAAUAAUCAAGGAGUAAUAAAUGAUAGUGUUUGUAAGGCAAGGAUUAUUUGCACUCCAAUAAGAAGGAGAAGUAAAGAUCAAAAUUCAACAUUCAACAAGCCUUAUACUUUGCCUCCAACCAAAAAGUGAUUUAAGAAAAUAGAUAUGAAAUUCCCAAAAAUUACAUCAAAAGAGCUGAGAGAAGUAAUUAAUAGGCAUCGAAAAGAAGUAACAUUUCAGGAAAAAUCAAUAAGUGGUAAUGAAGGAUUAAAAACAAGCAGUAGCUUUACAUAA